AUGACUGACACAGAGAUGGACCAGCUGGCAAACUUUCUUGGACACGACAUAAGAAUCCAUCGUGAGUUCUAUCGUCUCCCUGAGAAGACCCUGCAACUUGCCAAGAUCAGCAAAGUUCUAAUGGCUCUUGAGCAAGGAAGAUUAGCUGAGUUCCAUGGCAAGAACUUGGAUGAAAUUGGGAUAGCUCCUGAUGAAAAAGUUAUUGACUGUGAUGAGGAAGACGGGAGCAUACAAGAGGGACACUGUUCAUCUACUGUUGACGAACCAUCUUCAGAGGUGGCACUUCCUCCUACCGAGAGGAAUGACAUGCCGCCACCACCCAAGAGACGCAGACCACCAUCAGAUGAAGAGAUGCCUUCAGGAGCCAGUGCUGUGAGGCCUUCUUCCAAAGGUAAAAGUACCCAGAAGACACCCUGGCAGCAGACAGAGGUGCAGGCGGUGGAAAGGCACAUGCAGCGAUUCAUCACAUCGCUCACUGUACCAGCAAAGAGUGACUGUGAAAAAUGUUUGAAAGCUGAACCAGGAGCGCUUAAGAACCGCGAUUGGAAGACUGUAAAAUUUCACAUUUAUAAUCGUAUUACAGCUUACAAAAAGAAAUUCCAGUGCAAAUAA
Molecule: messenger RNA, 612 nt
Organism: Rhinichthys klamathensis goyatoka
Lineage: Eukaryota; Metazoa; Chordata; Actinopteri; Cypriniformes; Leuciscidae
Exons: 4
Coding region: 1-612 (203 amino acids)
Source: RefSeq, a predicted model, not a curated record